AUGUCAACCAAAAGCAACCUGCAGUAUGGUAUUGCGGCGGCCUUAGGUGGAGACGAAAACACACUCAAUAUUCAACAGACGAGCGGUAGAAUUCCCUCUCUUAAUCUUCCUUUUCCUCCAACUAACCAGGCUCAGGAUUUGGCCUUGAAUUUAUUACGCUCUAAUAAGGGAACUUCUCCCCUAGAUGCUUUUAAUAUUUAUCGGAAAUUAUUUCUUGAACACUUAGAAUCUCAAGGAGUACAGUUAUCUGACCCAUCCUCUUUCAUAUUGGAUGCUUGGUCUAGAGAAUCUUUAAAAGUCAAAGACUAUUAUUCAACGGUGGAAAAUUUGUGGUAUAAAGCCUUGAAUGAGACAUUUAACUCAGUCAUGUCUCCGGUAGACUUACAACCAAAUUCGGAUGAAUCAUUUAUGACCUUUUCUAUUCAAGAUGGAAAUGGUUAUGAUUUUGAUUUAUUUCACUCAAGUAGCUCUCAAUCAGUUGGUCCUCCUACUCCAAUGUCCAUUACCAACAGCCCUUUUGUCUCAUCUAACCUUUCCAAUUCUGAAAAUGAUGCCAAUGGACCCUCUUUCUUCCCGGCUCUUUCUCAUAUACAACGAAGGCCAUCGCACCCAGAAGAACCUUCAGAUGAUGGACAUUCCAACGAAUUUGGUUUCUCACUUUUCUAA
Cetraspora pellucida is the source of this 666-nucleotide messenger RNA. The record is from the annotation of a GenBank genome assembly. Lineage: Eukaryota; Fungi; Glomeromycota; Glomeromycetes; Diversisporales; Gigasporaceae.